AAGCGGCCAGGAUUUUUUGCGCUGCGUCAAACUCCUGCUCCCGCACACUGUUGUCUCAGUGCGCAGCUUUGUCUCCGGCGAGGUCCCGUGCGUAAAAGUGUUCGCUCGAACUCAUCCAAAACCCCGGAUACGGUCUGAUCUCAGAGCUCCCGGCGUCUUCUGCAUCGUGGCGGACAUGGCGGUGACGGUGAAGUCGUACCUGCUCGGUAAAGACGACGCGGUGAAGGAGAUCCGGCGUUUCACCGUGGACCACGACGUCAGCGCCAGCUUCGAGUACCUGACCCGAAAAGUGACGGCGGCUUUCAGCCACCUGCAGAACCUGCCCUUCACCCUCUUCUACAAAGAUGAGGACGAGGACAUGGUGGCGUUUUCCUCGGACGAUGAGCUGGUCAUGGCUCUGGCCUGUGUCAAAGACAACACCUUCAGACUCUACAUCAAAGAGAAAAAGGAGCAUCGUCGUGACUUUCCCGCUCACGCUUUCCCUCCGUUUGGAUUCCCGCCUUUUCACCAUGCCCCGCCCCCUGGCCCUCAUGCCCCGCCCCCAGGCCCACACGGCCCACCACCACCACCACCGCCUGGACCCCCCGGGCCUCACGGGCCCCACGGGCCCCACAUCCCUCCUCCCGGACUGCCCCCGUUCGGGCCGUUCGGGCCGCAGUGCCCCCCGGCGGUGCACCCCGGGGUGACCUGUGACGGGUGCGAGGGACCUGUCGCAGGGACCCGCUUCAAGUGCUCCGUCUGCCCCAACUACGACCUGUGCGCCACCUGCCAGGCCAAAGGAGUCCACACCGAGCACGUGCUGCUGCCCAUCUGGCACCCCAUCCAGCAGUGGUUCCCUCGGGGGAAGUGGAUGAAGUGGAUGAGGCACUGCAUGUUGAACCAGAACCGUGGAGCCCAGAACUUCAACCAGGCCCAGAACCCCCCCAACGGAGAGACCAACCCUGGACCCGAGCAGCCCGGACCCUCCUCUGAGGCCCAGACCAACGUGGAUUUCCUGAAGAACAUUGGAGAAGGAGUGGCGGCCAUGUUGAGUCCUCUGGGGAUCGACGUGGACAUCGACGUGGAGCACGAGGGCCAGCGCACCAAAGUGACUCCGCCCAGUCAGAGCGCAGACGUGGACAUGGAGGCGGGAGAGGGCGGGGCUACUGAAGGAGAGGGCGGAGCUGCCGAAGGAGAGGGCGGAGCUAACGAGGCUCCAGCAGCGAGCGGCUCAGACGAGGAGUGGACCGACCUGUGCUGUAAGGAGGUGGACCCGUCCACCGGAGAACUCCAGUCUCUGGAUCCUAAAGACCUGGACCAGGACCUGGACCAAGACCUGGACCAGGACCUGGACCAGGACCUGGAGGAGCCCCCCAGCCCCAAACCCAGGUCCACCCAGAACCAGGGCCCCGUCCCCAAACCAGACCAACGCCCCGUCCCCAAACUAGACCAACGCCCCGCCCCCAAACCAGACCAACGCCCCGCCCCCAAACCAGACCAACGCCCCGCCCCCAAACCAGACCAGGGACCGAGCGGACUCAGAGAGGCAGCGCUCUACCCCCACCUGCCCGAAGAGGCGGACCCUCGCCUGGUGGAGGCGCUGUCCCACAUGUUGUCCAUGGGCUUCACAGACGAGGGGGGGUGGCUGACCCGACUGCUCCAGGCCAAAGGAGGCGACAUCGGAGCGGCUCUGGACGCCAUCCAGUACAACACCAACAACAAACCCCACUGAGACUCACGCCACAGUCACACAAAAGUCACACGCUCGCCCCACGUUUCACUGCUGCGGCUCCAGUUUAGGGUGAAAAGAAAGAUUUGAUUUACCCAGGACGGUUCAGGUUUAAGUCCUGUGUCCCCUGUCCCAGACUCAUCCAAAACCUACUGAUUUGUCCAAGUUUUAUACAAGAAAUGUCCCAGGUGUCCCUAUUUUUGACCAAUCUAAACCAGGAUUAAAACAGGUCUAAACUAGGACUAAAACAGGACUAAAUUAGGUCUAAAACAGGACCAAUCUAGGACUAAAACAGGUCUAAACUAGGACUAAAACAGGACUAAAUUAGGUCUAAAACAGGACCAAUCUAGGACUAAAACAGGACUAAACUAGGACUAAAACAGGACUAUCAGAAUUUUAGAUUAAUUGAUCCCUGCCAACAUUAAAGAGGAGCAUAAAUUAUCAAUUAUUUAGCCAAAAAACAGAAAAUGAAUUUUGAAAACCUGGUCACCCUGCUCCUUUAUUCCUCUCCUCCCUCCUUUUACAUUUGUGCAGUGGUGGAAAAUAACAAAGUAAAAGCAGUAAGGCACUAAAUAUAAGUAUAAAUUUGAAAUAUCUGUACAUUUAAUAAUACUUUUUAGACUUUUACUCCACUACAUUUUUGAACAGGACUGACAAAUAAAAGUAUUUUUCGUUGGUUUCAGACCUGCAGAAAAAGCUGAAGGUAAAUUUUUAACAUGUUUGUAGUCCAAGCAAACACAAAUAUACAAAGAAAAACAGAAAUUCUCAUGUUUCUUGUUGAAGAAAAUUCAAAAUUCAGCACAAACCUGUAUCAAAAAAUCACUUCAUUUGAAAGUUUAAAGUACAUUUUUAAACAGGUACUUACAUUUUGUUUUUGCUCUGGUAUCUGUAUUUUUACUUCUUCCACCACUGCAUUUCUGUAGGUUUAUCUGAGAAGAGGUUUGGUUAAAUCUUUAUUGACGAUGUCUUUUAUAAAAUAUAAAAACCCUCCAAAAUGACGACAAACACGAGCGGUCGGUUUGAUGUGGGGCGUGUCUCUGUGACCAUCUUAAACUCUAAAUCAUAUAUGUUCUUUUACUUUUAUACCUGUUUUAAUCAGCAUUUAUCCACUGUUAUUUUGAUCAUAUCUGUGAGUUUUUUUUACUCUCAUUCUCUUCAGUUUCUGUUCUGUGACAAUAAACUGCAAACAAAAGCA
Boleophthalmus pectinirostris (great blue-spotted mudskipper) is the source of this 2903-nucleotide messenger RNA. RefSeq names its product sequestosome 1 (gene sqstm1). Bases 176 to 1711 code for a protein of 511 amino acids. Gene Ontology annotation, cellular component: aggresome; amphisome. The transcript has 9 exons. NCBI's taxonomy places the organism in Eukaryota, Metazoa, Chordata, Actinopteri, Gobiiformes, Gobiidae. Gene Ontology annotation, biological process: aggrephagy; mitophagy; endosome organization. Gene Ontology annotation, molecular function: zinc ion binding; protein kinase C binding; K63-linked polyubiquitin modification-dependent protein binding. The record is from RefSeq and is a predicted model, not a curated record.